AUGAAUUUUCUUAUUUUCAUGUUGAUUAAAUGUAUUGUCAAACAAAAGAAGAGUAGAUUCGUUUGGGAUGAACAGAAAAAAGAAUGGGGUCGUCAUUAUGGUUAUAAAAAAGCAAAUGAUGAAUCAAAAGUAUGGCUUAUAGAAGUACCAACCAGUGCUGAUCCAAAUGAAGAUCAAUUUGCUAAAAAAUCAGCAGCGAAAAAUGAAUUUCAACGCCUUAAAAAUAUUGCCCAUGCAAACAAAAUAAACGGUACAUAA
Messenger RNA from Adineta steineri, 258 nucleotides. The record is from the annotation of a GenBank genome assembly. NCBI's taxonomy places the organism in Eukaryota, Metazoa, Rotifera, Eurotatoria, Adinetida, Adinetidae.